Molecule: messenger RNA, 1314 nt
Organism: Talpa occidentalis (Iberian mole)
Lineage: Eukaryota; Metazoa; Chordata; Mammalia; Eulipotyphla; Talpidae
Gene: CD9
Product: CD9 molecule
Exons: 8
Coding region: 134-814 (226 amino acids)
Cellular component (GO): membrane
Source: RefSeq, a predicted model, not a curated record
GGCAGUUUUUUAAAAGUGCGGCCCGAGACGCUCAGUGCACCGCCAGCACCCCGGUUCCGAGUGUGAUCCCGCCCGUCCCGAGCGCGCGCGCCCCGGUCCCAGCCGCCCGGCCUAGACCCGUCUAGCUGACACCAUGCCGGUCAAGGGAGGCACCAAGUGCAUCAAAUACCUGCUCUUUGGAUUUAACUUCAUCUUCUGGCUCGCUGGGAUUGCGGUCCUCGCCAUUGGGCUAUGGCUGCGAUUCGACUCUCAGACCAAGACCAUCUUCGAGCAAGAAGAUAAUCAUUCCAAAUUCUACACAGGAAUUUACAUUCUGAUUGGCGCCGGUGCCCUCAUGAUGCUGGUGGGGUUCCUGGGCUGCUGUGGAGCAGUACAGGAGUCCCAAUGCAUGCUGGGAUUGUUCUUCGGCUUCCUCUUGGUGAUAUUUGCCAUUGAAAUAGCCGCGGCCAUCUGGGGAUACUCCCACAAAGAUGAGGUGAUCAAGCAACUCCAGGACUUUUACAGGGAUGCCUACGAGAAGCUGAGAAACAAGGAAGAGGCCAAGAAGGAGACGCUGAAAGCCAUCCACUACGCGUUGAAAUGCUGUGGUGUGGUUGGAGGCGUGGAGCAAUUUAUCUCGGAUAUCUGCCCCGAAAAGUCAGUUUUAGAAAGCUUCACGGUAAAGUCUUGCCCUGAUGCCAUCAAAGAGGUCUUCGACAACAAAUUCCACAUCAUCGGUGCGGUGGGCAUCGGGAUUGCGGUGGUGAUGAUAUUUGGCAUGAUCUUCAGUAUGAUCCUGUGCUGUGCCAUCCGCAGGAGCCGGGAGAUGGUCUAGAGUCAGCUUGUAACCCUGAGCAGGAGAACGUACCCUUGAAGAUGUUUUAGUAUUUUCUCGGGUUUGGGAUUUUGUUUUGUUUUUGUUUUUGGGUGGGUUUUUUGUUGGGUUUUUUUUUUUUGUUUUUUUUUUUUUGUUUUGUUUUGUUUUUUGCCACUAAUUUUAGUAUUCACUCUGCAUUUCUAAACCAAAAAAAAAAAGUUAUUUUAUGUUUGUCUUUGAAAUGCUUUUUCCAUAGUGAUAUUUGUAGUUGAGAUAUUUUGGGAUUUAGUUUGCUUUGGUUUAUGUAUUUUUUUUUUUUUGGUUGUUUGUUUUUACUUAUUAUAUUAAGCAAAAGUCCUGCAAUGAAAGGUACUAUAUUUGCUAGGCUCUAGACAGAAGUUACUGUAUAUAAAGAGAAUUUUUUUUUGUUUUGAAAUAGGUUAAAAAAAAAUCUAUCAAAUUUAAUCAGGUUGUAACUUAUGUUGAAGACAAUUUGAUACAUAAUAAAAGACUAUAUG